Molecule: messenger RNA, 1740 nt
Organism: Arachis duranensis
Lineage: Eukaryota; Viridiplantae; Streptophyta; Magnoliopsida; Fabales; Fabaceae
Exons: 2
Coding region: 1-1740 (579 amino acids)
Source: RefSeq, a predicted model, not a curated record
AUGAUCGUCAACGGUGCAUCUGAUAUUGUUUUAUGCCGUUACUUUUUGAAUUAUUUAGAUGGUUCUGCACUUGAUUGGUUGUGUACUUUGCCUGCAGGUUCCAUUUCAAUAUUCCAACAACUGGCCAAGCUAUUUGAAGAACACUUUGUUGGAUCUGCAAUUUACCUGCACGAUUCGGAUUAUCUGAAUACAAUAAAACAAGGACAAAAUGAAAGUCUGAAGGAUUACAUGACUCGCUUCACCAAGGUUGCCAUUAGCAUACCAAACCUUCACCCUGAAGUCCAUCUUCACGCAAUCAAAAGUGGACUCCGGCCCGGGAAAUUCCAAGAAACCAUUGCUCUGGCUAAGCCAAAAACUCUUGCCAAGUUCUGCGAGAAGGCGAAAGGUCAAAUUGAUAUUGAAGAACUAAGACAAGCCCAGAAGUCGGACAAAACACAUUUCAGAGACGACGACAAGUUCAACACCAAACGUGAGGAUAUCAUCAAAGAAAUCCUAAAUUCGAAGUUAAUCAAACCACCAAGGAAGGCUGGUACCUAUCAAGAUGCUAAGAACGUGGAUAAGUCCAAGUAUUGUGCAUUCCACCAAAAGCACGGCCACACUACCUACGACUAUGUGGUGGCAAAAGACCUCUUGGAAAGACUAGCUCGGCAAGGCCACCUCGACAAAUAUACUGGAGGACACAUGCAUAAACGUCCCACAACCAAUGACCUACCCGAACAACCACACCGGGGCAAAGAAAAGGCAAUACCAAGCACUUAUGAAAGGCCCCGAGGUAUAAUUAAUUGUAUUUCAGGAGGAUACGCCAGCGGAGGACAUUCAAAUUCAGCUAGGAAAAGAUUGUACCGAGCAAUAUGCUUGGUAGACAGCCCAGGCGUUGGAACCGAGAUCAACACCCCACUCCCACAAGUCACAUUCACACAUGCAGACUUCAAUUCUAAUAUACAAAACCUAGAUGACCCUGUUGUCAUCACCCUACAACUGGGAGACUUGUUGGUAAAAAAGGUCCUCCUGGAUCUCGGAAGCAGCACCGACGUUCUCGUUUACUCAACAUUUCAAAAAAUGAAGUUAAGCAACAAUAUUCUGCAGUCAACAGGCGGAGACCUAGUCGGUUUCUUGGGUGAGCGAGUUCCGAUAAUAGGCUCAGUGUGGUUAUACACCACACUAGGUGAACAUCCUCUUUCAAAAACAUGCGACAUUCAAUAUUUAGUAGUAGACUGCUUAAGUCCAUAUAAUCUUAUACUUGGCCGACCUUUUUUAAACAAGUUCGGCGCCAUUGUAUCUACAUUUCAUCUGUGUGUUAAGUUUUCUCUGCAGGACGAUCAUGUCGUGACAAUCCAUGGAGACCAUAAGGAAGCACGGCAAUGCUACAAUAUCAGCAUGAAAUUACAAAAUCAUUCACAACAUCAGAUCAACAAUGUCGACAUUAACAUCAACAACAACUCAGCACUGGCAGACCUAGAUCCAAGAGCCGACUUCCGAGAAAGACCUUCACCAUCUGAUGACUUGCAAAAAGUUUAUUUCACUGAUGACCCUAACAAAUUCACCUUUGUAGGAAAAUUAGUCAACGGGAAAGAAAUGGAAGCCAUCACCACCUUUCUACAACAACAAGCCGACCUGUUCGCAUGGACACCUUCUGAUAUGCCCGGCAUCGAUCCACACAUCAUCAGUCAUAAGCUAGCAAUAAACCCAUCUGCACGACCUGUGCAACAAAAGAAAAGAAAACUCGGGGAUGAAAAAUGA